CCCUGACAGAAGUUAUUUGGCUCUAAGCUUUGUAGUUUGGAAGAAGUUGGUCUAUAGAUUUUCGCCUAACUUUCAAUUGAUGUGUUUAGCUUCAGUGGGAGUAAUACAAUCAGUUAAGCCAUGUUGUCGUCUCAAGGAGUUUUGCUACAUCCCUACGGCGUGCCCAUGAUUGUGCCCGCGGCACCGUACUUCACGGGACUUGUUCAGGGUAAUCAGGAAGCUACAGCAGCUCCUGACACGAUGGCACAGCCUUAUGCCUCCGCUCAGUUUGCGCCCCCUCAGAAUGGCAUCCCUGCAGAAUACACGGCUCCACAUCCUCACCCUGCUCCAGAGUACACAGGCCAGACUACAGUCCCAGAGCACACGUUAAACAUGUACCCUCCAGCGCAGACGCAUUCUGAACAGAGUGCCACCGACACGAGUGCGCAGACUGUCUCCGGCACAGCCACACAGACAGAUGACGCAGCACAGACUGAUGGCCAGCCUCAGACACAACCUUCUGAAAACACAGAAAACAAAUCACAGCCGAAGCGGCUGCAUGUCUCAAACAUCCCCUUCAGAUUCCGGGAUCCGGACCUCAGACAAAUGUUUGGGCAAUUUGGUAAAAUCUUAGAUGUUGAAAUAAUUUUUAAUGAGCGAGGCUCAAAGGGAUUUGGUUUCGUAACUUUCGAAAAUAGUGCCGAUGCGGACAGGGCGAGGGAGAAAUUACACGGCACCGUGGUAGAGGGCCGUAAAAUCGAGGUAAAUAAUGCUACAGCACGUGUAAUGACAAAUAAAAAGACAGUCAACCCCUAUACAAAUGGCUGGAAAUUGAAUCCAGUUGUGGGUGCAGUCUAUAGUCCUGAAUUCUAUGCAGGCACGGUGCUGUUGUGCCAGGCAAACCAGGAGGGAUCUUCUGUGUACAGUGCCCCCAGUUCACUAGUAUACACUUCCACAAUGCCUGGUUUCCCUUAUCCAGCUGCAACUGCAGCUGCUGCUUACAGAGGAGCCCACCUCAGAGGCCGUGGCCGCACAGUCUACAACACCUUCCGAGCGGCGGCUCCCCCCCCUCCCAUCCCAGCCUACGGAGGAGUAGUGUAUCAAGAGCCUGUGUAUGGCAAUAAAUUACUGCAGGGUGGUUAUGCUGCCUACCGGUAUGCCCAACCCGCCACCGCCACUGCGGCUGCCUACAGUGACAGUUACGGACGAGUUUAUGCUGCCGACCCCUACCACCACACACUUGCUCCAGCCCCCACCUACGGCGUUGGUGCCAUGAAUGCUUUUGCACCCUUGACUGAUGCCAAGACUAGGAGCCAUGCUGAUGAUGUGGGUCUCGUUCUUUCUUCAUUACAGGCUAGUAUAUACCGAGGGGGAUACAGCCGUUUUGCUCCAUACUAAAUGACAAAACCAUAAAAACCUUCCAAUGUGGGGAGAAAGGAAGCUUUCCGAGGCCCGGGUAUUGCAAUACAUGCAGUAGUGCAUCAUUUUAGCAACUCUAAAAAGAGGAAAAAAAAUUACAUUUUUUAUCUUAUACCUCAGAUAUUUUGUUCUGUGUAUUUUAAUAUUGUGGGUCUUUAAUUUCUGAAGGUUCCGUAGUUUGAUUGCUGGCUGUAGAAGUUUUUGUGGUUGAUCUAGAAAGCUACUAGAUAUGAAUAAAAACUGUUUUAGGGCCACAAUCAAGAGUGCUAUAUCAUGUAAAUGAAUUAUAUAUGCUGAAUAUUAAGCUAUUGGGGUUAUCACAUGUUUUGUAAGAGUGUAAGUGACUACAGUAGUCAUUUUUUCUGCAUCUACAUU
Molecule: messenger RNA, 1773 nt
Organism: Gracilinanus agilis (Agile Gracile Mouse Opossum)
Lineage: Eukaryota; Metazoa; Chordata; Mammalia; Didelphimorphia; Didelphidae
Gene: RBFOX1
Product: RNA binding fox-1 homolog 1
Exons: 13
Coding region: 121-1377 (418 amino acids)
Biological process (GO): nervous system development; regulation of alternative mRNA splicing, via spliceosome
Cellular component (GO): nucleus; cytoplasm
Molecular function (GO): mRNA binding
Source: RefSeq, a predicted model, not a curated record